AUGAAGGAUGUUAUAACUCGUCUCACAGACACAGAUCGCAAUAAUAUGUUGCAUUUAGUUGGUAAGAAUAGAGUGAAAAAUCGACUUGAGGAUGUCUCAGGAGUAGCUUUUCAAAUGCAACGUGAAUUACAAUGGUUCAAGAAGGUAGAGUCUAUGAUUCCUCCUUUUUAUAGAAAAGAGAAGAACAAUGAUGGGUUAACACCACUUGAAUUAUUCACCGAAAGCCAUAAAGAUCUAGUGUCAAAAGGUGAGGAAUGGAUGAAAGGAACAGCUAGUCAAUGCAUGGUGGUUGCUGCACUUAUAGCCACUAUCGUGUUUGCAGUUGCUUUUACAAUUCCAGGUGGUUACAACCAAAGUGAUGGCUUUCCUAUGUUUCGCAAAAAUGGGGUCUUCAUAGCGUUUGUCAUAGUGGAUGCCAUUUCUUUAAUCUUAUCUUCGACUUCAAUUCUUGUGUUCUUAUCAAUCCUCACAUCUCGUUAUGCUCAACAAGAUUUCUUGAAAUCAUUACCCAAAAAAUUAUUGAUAGGUUUAGGAACACUUUUCCUAUCAAUAAUGACCAUAAUGGUCGCUUUUAGCAUCAGCUUCUUCUUGCUAUAUGAAGAGAAGUUAAUCACGGUUGCAAUUCCAAUUAGCGUUUUUGCUUUUAUACCUAUCAUUUCAUAUGCUACACUACAUUAUCAUCUUUUGAUGGAUUCGUUUCACUCAACCAUUAGUUCAAGACAUCUCUUUAAGCCACAGAGACGACUUUUUUCAUAUGAGAAUCCCAGAUUGUAA
Messenger RNA from Lactuca virosa, 774 nucleotides. Lineage: Eukaryota; Viridiplantae; Streptophyta; Magnoliopsida; Asterales; Asteraceae. The record is from the annotation of a GenBank genome assembly.